Gryllus bimaculatus (two-spotted cricket) is the source of this 396-nucleotide messenger RNA. NCBI's taxonomy places the organism in Eukaryota, Metazoa, Arthropoda, Insecta, Orthoptera, Gryllidae. The record is from the annotation of a GenBank genome assembly.
AUGCGGAAAGCCUGCGCCCCGAGGCAACAGAGCUGUAUAGCCGAGUUAGCCAGUUACGACAGGCGGAAGGCACUGCGCGGCAGUGGGCGAGUGCGGGUCUCCACGUCGCUUCUGUGUUCGCCGGGCCGGGCUGUGGCCACGCGCAAGUGCCACAUUUCGACCACAGCCACGGAGCACGAGCGGCCUGACAUCAGAAUUCUGGAAAUUCGGUCGGAGGUGCAUCACCGCUACGCUCGCACUGAAGUGUACAGCGUGGUGGUCAACCCGGCCGAAGAGUCGCUGGAGGUGAUUUUCAAGACAGUGCUGCCAGAUGAAGCAUUCGUCUCGAGUUUCGCAAUCACCGUGGGCGGGCGCGUGUACCCGGCGCGCGUCGAGGGCCGCGAGGAGGCGCGCGCA